Molecule: messenger RNA, 3920 nt
Organism: Strigops habroptila (Kakapo)
Lineage: Eukaryota; Metazoa; Chordata; Aves; Psittaciformes; Psittacidae
Gene: THAP9
Product: THAP domain containing 9
Exons: 5
Coding region: 697-3402 (901 amino acids)
Source: RefSeq, a predicted model, not a curated record
AGCGAUCGGCCCUGGGGAAGAGGGAGACAGGCGUUAGGGGCGGCCGCCCCGCUCGGGUGGAGAGGGGCCGGGGGAAAGCGCCUGCAGCGCGGGGCUCUGGUGCCGGAUGUCCUCAGCUCCAUAGCGGUAAUCACGGCGCUGUCAUGAUGUGAACAGCAGUGAGGCUCAUCACCGGACAGGGGCCAGACCCACGAGCAGGGGGGGCUCUCCCGCCUCCAGGGGCCGGGAAGCGGCACUAACACACUGGAGCUGGCGGCCCACGGCUUGCGCCGCCCCUCACCCACCUCUCACGGCAACCGGAGCGGCACGGCCCCGCCGCCGCUCAGGAGGUGCACGGUGCGCCCGGGGCGGGCGCUGCCCCGCCGCCAUGGCACUGCCGCGGAGGCCCCGCCGCCGGGCAUGGCGCAGCCGCGGGACUAGCCCCACCGCACCGAGCACUCGGCGACAGAAGAGACCCCCGCCUCCCAACCCAGCUAUAUAUACCGAUUGAGGCGCUGCUCCCAUUGGCUGCUUUUUCCUCUGUCGCCGCCACCGGUUGGCUCGGUUCUCUUCACUGCGCGCUGACGUCACACCGAGGCGGACGUGCGGCCGCCGGGGGAGCUCGCUGGGUAAUGGGAAAGGAGAAAGCGGCGGAGGGCGGGCGGCGGCAGCCAAUGGGCGGGCGGUGUCGGUGCCGUGCGGCGGCGGCGGCAGCCAAUGGGCGGGCGGUGUCGGUGCCGUGCGGCGGCGGCCAUGACGCGGAGCUGCUCGGCGCUGGGCUGCACUGCCCGGGACAACGGGCGGAGCCGGGAGCGCGGCAUCUCCUUCCACCAGUUCCCGGUGGACGCCGCGCAGCGCCGCGAGUGGAUCCGCGCCGUGAACCGCGUGGACCCGCAGAGCCGCCAGGCCUGGCGGCCCGGCCCCGGCGCCAUCCUCUGCUCGCGGCACUUCGCCGAAGCCGACUUCGAGCGCUACGGGCUGCGGCGGAAGCUGCGGCGGGGCGCCGUGCCCUCCCGCUUCCCACACACGGAGCCGCUGCGCGCCGGCCGGAGGAGCAAGGCCCCCGCCCGGGCGCUGAAGCAGCCUCUCCCCAGCCCCCCCGCCGGGGACCACAACUACAGCCUGACGGGGCGGCAGGCGGGGAGCUGGGGGGCGCGACCGCCGCUGAAAAGCCCGCAGCAGCAGCAGCUCCCUGCGGCCGGGAGAUGCUCCCGCACCCGCCCGGCCAGAACGGUGCUGAACGUCCUGUGGGAGCUGGUGGAAAAGCAGCAUCUUUCUGAAGAAGCCGUGAGUUUGCUGCAGGCGCAGUUUCCAGAUUUGCCUUGUGAGUUGCACAGCUGGAGGCAGAUGGCUGAAUACUCGCCAGAAAUGAGGCAGUUUGCUUGUGUUCUCCACCUCUACCAUAUUAAGGCUUACAACUACCUGCGGAAGAUUCUUCCUCUCCCUCAUCCUUGCAGUCUGACAAACUGGCUGUCUGCUGAUGAGGCUGCUGCAGGCUUCAGCAACAACAGUUUUCUCUGCCUUCAGGAAAAGGUGGAGAGAGGGGAACAAGACUACUGCUACUGUGCGCUGAUGGUACAAGACAUGUCCCUGCAGAAACAGCGGGAGUGGGACCCGCAGACCCAGCACCUGACAGGCUUUGUUGACUUGGGCGCAGGCAUCCUCGAUGCUGACGAAGCUCCCCUGGCCUCUGAAGCGAUAAUCCUCAUGGCAGUUGGCAUCUCAAGUCCCUGGGCAGCUCCACUUGGCUACUUCUUUGUGAACAGCACGACUGGCUACUUGCUUGCUCAGCUGCUUCGCCAGGCCAUCAACAAACUGAACAACAUUGGCAUCAGGGUGCUGGCUGUGACAGCAGGCGCCACUGCUCGCGGUGCUGAGACCGCCAGAGCUCUAGGGAUCAGGAUGGAUGCUGAAAGGAUUCAGUGCACUUUCCAGCAUCCGCCCGGCUCCGCUCACAGCAUCACAUAUUUCUUUGAUGUUUGCCAUGCCCUCCAGCUGAUAAGGAAUGCUCUGCAGUGCUUCCAGGAGAUAGAGUGGCCCGGUGACACCGUGCGGUGGCAGCACGUGGUGGAGCUGGCAGCUUUGCAGGAGCAGAGGGUAUUGGAGCCGUGCAGUCCCAAGUCAGGCAGACCUGGGAGUAAGGGGAGUUACUACCUGAAGGUCAACCUUGCUACUCAGUUGUUCAGCGAGGGUGUUGCUGACGCGCUGGAACACCUCCAGCACCUGGGGCUGGCCUCAUUCCAGAACUGCAGCGGUACUGUCAAGUUUGUGCGGUUGAUGAGCCAUCUGUAUGAUGUAUUUCAUGGCAGAGGUCCCUAUAGAAUGGGACUGAAGGGGCCGUUGCUAGCUGGAAAUUAUACCAAAAUAACCCACCUCUUUAAUGAGGCCAAGAGCUUUUUUGUCACCUUAAUGGACUCUAUGGGGAGAUACAUUAUUAAGAGCAAAAGGAAACUAGGAUUUCUGAGUUUGUUGCUCAACGCGGAAAGCCUCAAGUGGCUUUACACCAACUAUGUGUGUCCAGAAGGCACUCCUUCCCACCACCUCCUGGCUUACGCCUUCAGCCUCGACCCCCUGGAGCUGUUUCUAAGGACCCUCCAGCAAGUGUGUGGCAGUGGCAGUCCCACAUGCACCGUGUUCCAGGCUGCUUAUCACAAACUGCUGGCUGGCUGCAACCUGGCACCAGGCUCACCACACAGCAGUAGCUCAGGCAGUACCAGCUCUUGGGACAUAGCUCAGUCUCGCAGGAGAGAUCUGACCCUUGGCAGCAUUUGUGCUCAGUAUAACCCAGCUCGUGGGAGAACACUGGCAACAGAGUACCCCUAUUGUGCAGGCCUUCUGGUGCACGAAGGCCUGCACGGCUCUGCACUGAGUAACGCACUGACAGACCUAUCCCUCCGUGUACAGAGCAUCACCUGCACUGCGGGCUUCAUUGCUGAGCAAUUAGCCUCUGACUUGCAAUGUGAGGCUUGUGUUGCUUCCCUCUUUGAGUCAGAUGAGAACAGGCUAAGAUGCAGGUCAGUGCUCUACAUAAAAAAGUUAGGUGGAGUGAGUCUGCCCUCGGCAAGUGUGUACCACAUAACAAGCAUUUCGGAACAAGUCCUAAACCAGUAUGGCAAAGUAGGAGACAGCAACAAAAACACCAAGCUAUGGCACUUGGCUCUAGAACAGAAAAUCUUCCAGGAGCUCCUGGGAGAAAGUCCCCUCUUCCCCACUCUCACAAACCAUUUAUUUGAUGGGGAGGUGUGUGUCAACAAUCACUACACAAUCUUAGUAAAGGAAAUAACGCAAUGUUAUUUAAACAUCAGAACAAACCAUGCCAAACACCUGGACUUGAAAUACCAUUGUGGAAGGCACAGAUUGAAGAGAGUGAGGGGAAAACAUUUGUUUCCCUCACCCCUGGGUAGCUGUCAGUCAGGGUCAUGAGUACUCAGUGCUGUUCCAAGGAUGGCUGUCCCUUACAGAGGCUCAGUGAUAGCCAGAUCUAGGCAGCACAAGCAAGGCAAUGAUGUGGUGUCUUCCCCUGAUUUGGCUUGCAAAACUAGUGUUGAUAAACAUGAUGUGUUGGGUCACUGUAAAGCACCUGAUCAGAGUGCGGCUGAGCAAGGCAAAGAAGCUCAUCUGAUCCUGUGUUCCAUCCAGCAAUCCUGCAAAGCAGAUACAUAGUUCAUGAGACUCGCGUGGCAGGUCAGGAUGAGCGAGGGUUGCUCAAGAUGCCUGGAGAAGUGGUAGGGGACACUGCAGCAUGUACCCUGGAGGUGCUGGAUGGCUUAGUGCUGUGAGUGCUCUUGCCAGGAGAAGACUGAUGCACGUGGCUAGGGAGGAUUGUGCAUGCUGGCAAUUUGAUUGCGCCAAAGCAGGUCUGCUUUAAAAAAGCUGGAGGCAAGAAAGCUUGCAGAGCUUUUACUUAAAAAGGAAAAUAAAGAUGUGAAAAGAAAAUGGCA